AUGUAGAUCUAACAACCUUCUAGCAACUUUAAUGGGUGGCUAGGAUGAAGCCAUGUGGUGAUCAUCCAACGGGUAGGAACACUAUAGAAACCUUCUAGAUAAUUUUACACUACUUUGUCAAAAAAGACUCACUAGAGAACUCUAUAACAUUCCAGAGAUCUCUAGACUAUAAAUUAUAGCUUUCUCUACAAUUCUCUCACCAUUCACAUAGCCUCAUGUGUACAAGAAGAGUGCAAAUUGGCCAAGUCUUAGUUUAGGCACUUGCAAAUGUCAGGUCUAUGACAACAGGCUGGCCAUGAUCAGGAACCAUAAAAGGUUGGAGGAAUAGUUUAGCCACUUACAAAUGUCAGGUCUAUGACAGCAGGCUAACCAUGAUAAGGAACCAUAAAAGGUUGGAGGAUAAAAAAUUGACAUGAUGACUUGUAGUCCUCAAUUCAUUAUCCUUCAAAAUAAAUAAAUAAAAUAAAAAACUUGUGGUCUUCAAACCUUACAUUCUUGAGGGCAUGCCCAGCAAGAUCGAAAUUGUUCAGCCUGUGGGCCCCCAGAGAAAGAAUCCCAUGGGCCUCAUAGUGGGGUGCAAAAAGAUGUUUAAAUUACGAAGGUAAGUGUGUUAGACUCUUUUAAGCAGAACUUCAAUUGGAUAGGCAAGAUUGCCUGAUUGGUACAAUUUUUCUCCGUGGGCCAUCCACUAUGGGUCUCACUUGAUGAGUGGUUCUGACAUAAAAGCUAGGCUCCAUGUAGGGCUAGGAAUCUGAGGACAAGCUACUGAAGUGGUUAUAUUGAUGAAGAGAUUGACUAUUUGAAGACCAUUGGAAGCUGUAUCCCUGGUCCUUCCACUGUUCAAAAUGUCAUUAGUCAAGGUGUCAAGACCCUCUGCAUCAGAAGGCAUCAGCCCGCGUACUGCAAAGUACUGGUAUCAUCGGUAUAGUCUUUUCUCGAGAUAUGAUGAUGGUAUUAAAAUGGAUGAAGAAGGAUGGUUUUCAGUUACUCCCGAAGAUAUAGCCGUUAGGCAUGCUGAGAGGAGUGGGACUGGAACUGUUAUUGACUGUUUCUCAGGUGUUGGCGGCAAUGCUAUUCAAUUUGCAAGGAGGUGUUAUCACGUUGUUGCCAUUGACAUUGAUCCUCAAAAGGUUGAAUUGGCCUUUAAUAAUGCAAAGAUAUAUGGAGUGGAAGAUUAUAUUGAUUUCAUAGUCGGGGAUUUUUUCCAACUUGCUCCAUUUCUCAAGGGGGAUGUUGUGUUUCUUUCACCACCAUGGGGAGGUCCAACAUAUAGCACAAUUGAUACUUUUACCCUUGAUUUGCUCAAGCCAAAAGAUGGAUAUUCAAUGUUUCAAGUUGCUCAGAAAAUAACACAUAAUAUCAUUAUGUUCUUGCCUCGUAAUGUUGACUUAAAUCAAGUGGAAGAGCUUUCUUGGUUAUCUUCCCCUCCCUUGAAUUUAGAGAUUGAAGACAAUUAUGUAGAAAGUUAUUUAAAGGGCAUUACUGCUUACUUCGGUGAUAUUGCGUGGAGGUCGCCAACAUGAUCUUAAUUCAGCUCGGCUUCAAUUGUCAUUCGUGGCAGAUGGUGGAAUUAUCCAAUCAUCAACCCUCUUGCACUGACUUGGGGCCCUGGGAUGUUACACACGAGGAUUGCAAAUGGACAUCAUUUGCCGGGAUUGUCAAAAGGCCUUGCAACAGUACUCCAUCCAUCUGAUGUGAAUUUUAGGUGUUGUAAAUUAAUUUCAGUUGGCUGUGGUGAAUAGUAAGUUUUGCUUAUUUUAAAAAUGUUCGCCUUUUCUUUGUGUGCGUGCGAUCCUUGGCAUCAAAUGACAUGCAAUGACCAUAAAAAUUGUAAAUGGCCCACCGCCUUUUGUUUGUAUCAUCAAUCAUUUAUGCGAUGCCCA
This is a messenger RNA of Magnolia sinica, 1883 nucleotides long. RefSeq lists its product as uncharacterized. Gene Ontology annotation, cellular component: nucleus. The record is from RefSeq and is a predicted model, not a curated record. Gene Ontology annotation, molecular function: RNA cap trimethylguanosine synthase activity. The coding region runs from base 846 to 1523 and encodes 225 amino acids. NCBI's taxonomy places the organism in Eukaryota, Viridiplantae, Streptophyta, Magnoliopsida, Magnoliales, Magnoliaceae. The transcript has 7 exons. Gene Ontology annotation, biological process: 7-methylguanosine cap hypermethylation; 7-methylguanosine RNA capping.